Molecule: messenger RNA, 2944 nt
Organism: Ruditapes philippinarum (Manila clam)
Lineage: Eukaryota; Metazoa; Mollusca; Bivalvia; Venerida; Veneridae
Exons: 22
Coding region: 108-2546 (812 amino acids)
Biological process (GO): SCF-dependent proteasomal ubiquitin-dependent protein catabolic process
Cellular component (GO): SCF ubiquitin ligase complex
Molecular function (GO): protein binding
Source: RefSeq, a predicted model, not a curated record
UUCACAAAGGAGGUACUGAUUCACCGGAAAUUGACAUGUCAAAAUGAAAGUAAAACUUUUUUCAUGCAAAGAACAUAAAGCACCUUUGGUUGGUAAAGAAAAUUAGAAUGGAAGGCAAAGAUGACUUAACAGAUGAAGAAGACAAUGUACUAUCUUUAUUAGAGUACAUGCCAGCAGGAGUGUUAUUAGAAAUAUUUAAAUUUCUAGACUGGAAUGACAUUUGUCAAGUAUCCUCCACUUGUACAAAAUUCAGAGAAGUUUGCUCCUCAGCAACACUAUGGUUAGGUUUACAAGUGUUAGACUUCAGAAACUGUGCUGUUCCAGAUGCUGAAAAAAUAAUACAAAUUUUACACAAAACUCCAAAUGCAGUUCAUGUAAUUCUUGGAGAUAUUCUCAGUGAGGAUGAUUCUGACAACAUCAGGAUGGCAAAUAAUAUGGGGUAUGCUGGUUCUAUCAAUGAACUGGUCUCUUUCCAGUCACGUCUCACACAACUUGUUAUAGACAGUUUGUUAGGGCAAAAGGUUGUUAUUAGCAACAUACAGAUCUUGGUUCAAUCUUGUCCUUACCUUACACAUCUAGAUCUCACAGCCAGUCAAUAUCUCAACAGUUUCUCCUUUGAUGUAAAUCAGGGGCAAAGAAGUGCGUUAGAUAAUCUCAAAGUUGUAAUACUCAAAUUCUGCAAAGACUUGCAGGUGGUCAGUCUUCCAUAUUGUCCAAAUCUGCAACAACUUGACACCUCUCAUUGUGUUAGCUUGAAUGAAAUUACAGCAACAACUCCUAAAUUGUGUAAGUUAGAUACAGUAGGCUGUGAAGAAAUAACUAAGAUAGAUCUUACAAGCUCUGAUUUGUGUGAGUUAUGUUGUGAAGGAAUGAAACAGCUAGAUAUAUUACAUAUUGGAUCAGACCAGCUCACCUCACUGAAUCUCUCAUGUUGCUCAAGACUUUCAGCCAACAACUUACUUGAUGCAAUUACAAACAAAGAUUUAUUGUUGUCCCUUAAUAUUUGUGGCUGUAAAAACAUCAGCCCCGAUGAUGUCAACUCUAUUAUAUUACCACAGUUGACUGGUCUUAAAACAUUGAAGUAUGGUGGGCAUUCAUGGACAAAUGUAGCAAUAUCUUCAAAUAUAAUCUCACAGCUAGAAUUUUCGACUUGUAUCAACACAACAAAUAUUUUGUUGACAUCUCAGUCCAUACAGCAUGUGACAAUAAAGGAUUGUAGAGAUUUCUCUGAACAGGAACUCAUGGACAGCUUCCUCCAUGGAAAACUGGUGACAAGAAUGCAGGGGUUAGAGAGUUUGGUAUCAGAUCAUAAAGAACAACCAUUUUUUCAGGACUCGGGUAUUCCAAAUCUUUGUACAUUGAAAUGUCACAGUCUUCCAGGUCUCCAUGGUGAUAUUCUAUCACAUGAUCUACGUUACUUCCAAUAUCUCUCUAAUGUUGAGUUUAUACACUGUACAUUCCUCACACAUAUGUUUGUAAAUGGAUGGCCUAGUUUGACAUCAUUGAAGAUUGAGAGUUGUAACAGACUGACUGCUAUCACUGUACAAAAUGUUCCUACACUACAACAACUUCAUGUCAGGUGGUGUGGUAUGGUACAGAAUUUCAGAUUAACAGGUGAAAAUGUAACCUUCUUGGAUGUUAUAGGAACAAAUUUUGCUCAACUUGAUAUACAUUGUGAUCAAUUAGAUAGUCUUAAACUUAAUGGUGUUUGUACUCAACCAAAACAUACAGUAUCACUAAGAUGUGUGAGACUACGAGAGUUGACGAUAACAAAAUGUGAUAGAAUGACUGAUGUGACAGUUACUGAGAUUAUUCAAAACAAUCCCCAACUACAUUCAUUGUCAUUGAUAGGAUCAUUAUCUCUCAGGUGUCUAUUAUUACCAAGCUGUAUAAAAACAUGCAGUUUGACAGGUCAUAGAACACUGAAAGAAAUAAAACUACAGUCACCAAUUUGUGUCCACCAUCUUACCCUCAACAAUCUACCAAAGUUAACACCAGAGAAGAGGGAGUUGAUAUUACAGCAGUGUGUAGAGUCAUUGAGAAUACUGGAAGUUCGUGCUAUACCUGGAGAAACGUUCCUUCGUCUACAACUACAAAAUCUGACUUCACUCACACUAGAUCAGGGCAUACAUCUAGCUUCUUUAGAGAUUUUAUGUUCAAAGUUGAGGUAUCUCAGGAUACAGGGAUGUCCAAAGCUGUGUUCACUGACAUUACAUGUUGAGAGUCUGACACAAGUACAAGUGUACCACAGUUCUCCACUGCUUGCACUAAAAUGUUUAUCAUUACAUAGUAAACAAGUACAACACUUGGCUCGAGUCCUGGCUUAUUAUUGUCCCAAGUUAGAAGAAUUAUCUUUACAUGGAAGUAUGAUAAAAGGAGAUCAGCUAUAUUCACUUGGUCAGUGUUUACACAGUCUUCAUACAGUGACACUAUAUCAAUGUAAUGUUGGAGAACUUGACAGACAGGGACAAUGUCUAAUGAUCGACAGCUCUGUAAUUGACAGAUAUAAUGGAAAACAUCUAAUGGUGCAAUUUAUAGACUGUUAGCUGGUCAUAAAUCAGAGACUGCCUGUGAUAAAAUAAAACAUUGAAAAGAUAGCUUUCACAUUUAUGCAACGAUUUUAAGCUUGUCUGUUUCAAAGAAAAGUCAAGCUAUAAUGAUCGCUGCAUGGUUGUUACAAUUAUUAUGCAAAAAAUUUAAUGUAGCCCAUUAUUCAAAGAUUUUAAGUUAUCAAUAUGAAACUUAGAGUACUUUUUUAUCAUGACGAGGUGCAGUUGUUAGACAAGGGGCAUAUUUCUGAAAGCAAUAUUUUUGGAAUAAUGCCCCUUUUAAAGUAGAAUUUUAACAGACGAGUGUUCACACUGCAUGCGGUGCUCUUGUUAAUAUUUUUGUUUGUGCUAGAAUAACAAUAUAAAUGAGAAGUAUCAAAUGAGUUGACUCUUAU